Molecule: messenger RNA, 2549 nt
Organism: Hemibagrus wyckioides
Lineage: Eukaryota; Metazoa; Chordata; Actinopteri; Siluriformes; Bagridae
Product: myosin-2 heavy chain-like
Exons: 2
Coding region: 105-2141 (678 amino acids)
Source: RefSeq, a predicted model, not a curated record
GAGCUUUCUUACCUGUGCUCCAUUUGUGUUGACAGAGCAGACCGAGGACCUCGUCCACAUCUUCAGUAAAAACUACCAGGAUAUCAAGUCAGAACAAGGAAGUGAUGGAAAUUGCAAAGAAAAAUCAAGACCUCACCACAGCCGAGGAGAUGAGAACCCAAACCAAGCUUGUGAUGCAACCGUAUGCUAACUGGGAGGAGUAUCUGACUCCUGCUCCACUCUCUGUAGCCAUCCUGGGAGAGCUGGUCUUCAUCUCCUCUAAAACUGAUUUCUCCAUCAACAAGAACCCACCUAAAGGUGGCUACAAGUUCAUCAGAUACCCAGAGUCAUUUCGUGCCUGCCUCAUGCAGGUGUGUAACUCAGGCUGGUGGGCUUUCAAUGUGGCCCAUAAGAACAUGGAUCAGAUUAGACUCCACACCAUGGCAGUUCCAGAUUACAUGAAGACGGCUGUGAAGAUCCUGUUCCAAGGCAAUGAUGAGGUUGUUGAAGCCCACCUCCCUGACCAGCUGGAGAACAUCCGUGUCAUUGCAGAUGACUGUCUUGAGCUGGCCAGUUCAACAGAAAAACAUUUUGAAGAUGUCAUCAACAUUAUCCAAGAACUGCUGGAAGCAUGUGUAAAUGCUGAGCACUUUUAUGGAGAGGAGCUGGAUGCUAUCAAGAAGAAACUGGAUGAGACCAAGCUGAGGAAACAGUCAUCAGAAGAAGCUGCUAAACGCUCAGAGAAAGCAAUGAAGGAUAUGGAAAAGCAACUGAGCGAAGCACAUGAAACAUACAAGAGUGCAAUGGAUUCAUUACCCAGUGGAUGGGACAUGAUAGGGAUGGAUUUGGUUGAAGGCAUAACUGAAGGCAUCACAACUCUGAUUCAUGGAAUAACAUCAAUAGGAUCUGUACUAUUUGCACAGAUGUCUUCUAAAGGAACUCAGUUAAAAGGUCAAGAAUCUGAUGCUGAUUGCUUUGAUGAAAUUAAUAUUUAUAGUAAAUCUGCAGAAAUCCUGAGAUGCACAGAGGAAAUUCAAAAGUUUGUGAAGGACAACACAAUCAACUGGAAAGAUCUGUAUGAUCAAAAACACAAAAUUACAAAAACAAAAUUCCAGGCAGAUCAGUUCAAACGAAUCAGGGAGAGUUUAAAUAGAAGCCCAAAUUGUAAAGCAAAAGAGGAAGCUCUAAACCUAUGUAACAAAGGCAUUGAGAUCUGUGAAGAAAUAGCAAAGUAUGCACCAGAGGAGAAAUGUGAUGAAGCCAAAACAAAGGAGUUGAUUGAAAUGAUCAGAAAACUGAAUGAAUCAGCUCGCAGUUUCAACAGCAAAAGUAAAGCUGUUACAAAUUCUCCUGCUCUGACUCCCAAACCACCAAUGAUGUACAAAGAAGAAAGUAAAUCUGGGAAAGCUUCAGAAAGGGCAUCAGAGAAUGCCAGGUUCCGCAUAGAGCAGAGCCGUGCUCAACUGGACAAGACCAGAGAGAUGUAUGAGAAGAGUGUAGAGAACAUGGAGAAGAACCAGAAGGAGCUGACUGAAAUCCUGAUCACCAUGAGGAGCUGUGAGGUCAAAGAGAUAGACUUUAACACCACUAUACAAAUGCUGGUUAAGGGUAUGGAUGCCAUGGGGAGAGUGAAGGAGCAGUGGGAGAAGAUGGUACACUUCUUUCAGAUGGUGUCCAACAUUGUGAAAAUCAGUCUGACCAAAACCCUUAAAGAUUUUGUCUCCACAUCUGAGAAGACACAGAAACUUUCCUAUAAUGCAAAGCUCUUCUCCAAAGAUCUGCUCUACAAUCAAGCCUGUCAAGCCUCUAACAUCGCCAGCCUUGUCAACAUGAUCUCUGCAACCUACACUGAGGUGUCCACCAAGCACCUCAUGGAUCGUGUCAGCUCUCUGGGAAAACUGAUGGCCAUGGACAAGGAAAAGCCAGAGUUUCAGUCAGAGGUGGAGCAGUUACGGAACUCCUGUGAUGGGGCUCAGAGAGCCAUCUUAGCUCUUGUCCUCAAGAACAAGAAGGAGUUUGAAGAGAAGAGUCGUGCAAGACUGGAGAAGAUCGAUAAAGAGUUGCUCGCCAUUCUCCCUGCUGCUUCUCCAGAAGAGAUGAAGAGCAUUGAAACAGCUGUUAAAAGUGGAUUUACAGAGGAAGAGGAAGCAGCUUAUGUCUGAUUGAAUAAACAAAAAUCAUUCUUCUCUACAAUUCCAUUCAAAACCUUAAAGCACAUGUAACAAUGAUAUUUAAUAAUAAUAAUAAUUACUAUAGAGUUAAUAAUUUCUAAAAAAAAAAAUAAAAGCUGAUACUGCUUCUUUCCAGCAUAAUUAAUGUCUGUGAUUUAUAUGUUCAGUAAAGUCUAUGUAAUAUUAACACAUUUAACACUGCAUGCUGAAUAAGAAAUAUCAUUUGAAUUAAACACAAUUUCACAAAAAGCAGCUUUGAUUUUAUAAAGUAAUUAUGCUGAAAUAUAUUCUCUUUCUGAUCAGUGGAAUUAUAAUUAUAAGUAACUCAUUGCAAGAUUCAUGUAAAAUCUCUAAAGUGCUUGCACUGAAUAAAUAUAUUUUUCGGCUUGUAUAAAGGUG